Messenger RNA from Ilex paraguariensis (yerba mate), 2661 nucleotides. The record is from the annotation of a GenBank genome assembly. Lineage: Eukaryota; Viridiplantae; Streptophyta; Magnoliopsida; Aquifoliales; Aquifoliaceae.
AUGGGGGUUUCUAAAGAUGUCAGAGAAAGAUUGAGAGGCGAUUGUAAAAGCAGAGCUUCCAUCAAAACACAAACAACUGGUUCAGAAAUGGAGAAAAGUAUCUAUACAAUUCUUACCAUUGACCGUUGGGAAUCACUGAACCACAUGGAAUAUAGAUUGGCUUCACUAAGGCCAGUUCAUGGAAGGCUAGCUUUGAAAUUCCUCAAUUGGGUCAUCAAGCAACCUGGUUUGGACCUCAGUUAUAUUACUCAUAUGUACUGUAUCACAACCCAUAUAUUGGUUAGAGCUAGAAUGUAUGACUCGGCCAAGUCAAUUUUGAAACAUUUAUCUCAGAUGGGUAUCGGGUCUCAUUCUGUUUUUUCUUCUCUCAUGGACACAUAUGCUCUUUGCAAUUCAAACCCUGCAGUUUUUGACCUUCUAAUUAGGGUUUACAUGCGAAAUGGGAUGGUUGAAGAUGCUGUAGAGACAUUCCAUUUGAUGGGUUUUCGGGGUUUUAAGCCGUCUGUUUAUACUUGCAAUAUGCUGCUAGCAACAAUGGGGAAGAUCUGGUGCAUAAGAUUUCUGUGGUCACUUUUUAGGGAAAUGCUUUCAAAAAAUAUUUGCCCUAAUGUUUGUACAUUUAAUAUAUUGUUGCAUUUUCUUUGUACGAGUGGCAAGCUAAAGAAAGCCGGUCAUCUCCUUAAGAGGAUGGAGAAGAGUGGUUAUGUUCCGACAGUAGUUUCUUACAACACUUUACUGAAUUGGUAUUGCAAGAAGGGAAGGUACAAAGCGGCUUUUGAACUGAUUGAUCGAAUGGGUUGUAAGGGUCUUAAGGCAGAUGUCUGUACAUAUAACAUGUUAAUAGAUGAUUUGUGUAGAAAUAACAGCAGUGCCAAAGGUUAUUUAUUGUUGAAGAAGAUGAGGAAGAUGAUGGUAUUUCCAAAUGAAAUCACCUAUAAUACUCUCAUAAAUGGUUUUAUUAGAGAGGGAAAGAUUGCGGUCGCUACUAAGAUUUUUGAUCAGAUGUCAAAGUUUAAUCUUUCACCAAACUGUAUCAGUUACAAUGCUUUGAUAGAUGGACAUUGUCAGGAAGGCAAAUUUGAAGAAGCUUUCAAAAUUCUGGAGAAAAUGGAAGAAAGGGGAUUAAGGCCAAAUGAAGUUAGUUAUGGGACUCUUUUGAAUGGCUUAUGCAGGCAUGACAAACUAGAUUCAGCAAGAAUUCUUUUUGAGAGGAUUAGAAUGUAUGGUAUCGUUAUUGGUCGUAUUACCUAUACAACACUGAUUGAUGGGCUACUCAAAAAGGGAAUGCUCGAAGAAGGUGUGCAUCUGCUUGAUAAAAUGUUCAAGGAUGGUGUGAGUCCGGAUGUUAUCACAUAUUCGGUUCUUAUAAAUGGAUUUUGCAGAGCAGGAAAGAUAGACAAUGUGAAAGAGAUAAUAUGCAAGAUGUGUAGGUUUGGCCUUGAACCAAACAAUAUCAUGUGGUCUACGUUAAUAUAUAACUCUUGCAAGCAGGGAAAUGUUAAUGAAGCAUUGAAAUUGUAUGCGGUGAUGAAUUUGAAUUGUUAUGGUGCGGAUAUUUUCACAUGCAACACAAUAGUAGCUUCUUUUUGUAGAACUGGAAAGGUAAGGGAGGCUGAGAAGUUCAUGCAUCACAUGAAUAGGAUCGGCCCCGUUCCUAAUUGCAUUACUUUAGACACUGUUAUAAAUGGCUAUGGAGAAGUAGGCAACGGGUUGAAAGCCUUUUCCUUGUUUGAUGAAAUGAUUAAGAUGGGUCACCACCCUAGUCAUUACACAUAUGGGAGUUUACUGAAAGGACUAUGCCAAGGAGGACAUUUUGAAGAGGCUGUAAAAUUCUUGAGUAAACUCCAUUACAUCCCUUGCUGUGUGGAUGUUGUUGUCUACAACACAUUGCUGGCUGAGGCCUGUAAAUCAGGGAAUUUGCAAGUGGCAAUAAUCCUUUUGGAUGAGAUGAUCUCCAAUAACGUGCUCCCUGAUAGGUACACAUAUGCGAAUCUUCUUGCUGGAUUAUGUAGAAAGGGCAAGAUGGUUGCUGCAAUGCUACUGUUUGAAAAAGCAAUGGAAAGAUCAUUCUCUCCGAACCAUGUUAUGUAUACAUGCUUGAUCGAUGGGCUUUUCAAAGCAGGCCAGCCAAAGGCUGCUGCUUAUUUUUAUGAAGAGAUGCUAAAGAAAGGUAUCAACCCUGAUACAGUUGUAUUAAAUGCAAUUAUAGAUGGCUAUUCCAGAAUAGGGUGCAUAGAAAAGGUGAACAAUUACUUUUCUACGAUGAAAGGUGGAAGUUUAUGCCCUUGUUUGGCUACAUAUAAUAUUCUCCUACGUGGCUAUUCAAAACAACAGGAUAUACCAAGAUGCUUUGCAAUAUACAAUACCAUUAUUAGGAAAGGUUUUGUUCCGAAUGAAUUGACAUGCCAUUCUCUAAUUCAUGGGCUUUGCAAGUCAGGUGUGCUGGACAUUGCUGUGAAAAUUUUGAGAAACAUGGUUAUGGAAGGUACAGCGGUUGAUAAGCGUACUUUUGACAUGCUAAUCACCAAAUGCAGCAGCAAUGGUGAGAUGGGAAAGGCCUUUGAUCUCUUAAAUACUAUGAAUUCUCUUGGAAUUUUGCCCGAUGGAGACACUUACNUUAUUGUUGAAGAAGAUGAGGAAGAUGAUGAUAUUUCCAAAUGA